Molecule: messenger RNA, 1270 nt
Organism: Macroventuria anomochaeta
Lineage: Eukaryota; Fungi; Ascomycota; Dothideomycetes; Pleosporales; Didymellaceae
Exons: 2
Coding region: 159-914 (251 amino acids)
Source: RefSeq, a predicted model, not a curated record
CCUCACACCCCCUCACUACACACUACUGCCCCUCCGUAGAGACACAGGCUCUGCAUUCACCCUUUGCACUCACGUAUUCACUGCCUCGUCAGGCACACAACACUCAUUUGACCACCUCCACGCCUUCCGCAGGCACUCACCUGCAACCACACAACACCAUGGACUCAAUGCGGAGCCUGAACAAGUCGCUGCCAAAGACAAAGCGGCAGCCAGACGUCCACCAGUCGUUCAAGAACGCCGCCCUGCAGCUGACCAACCUCUACAAGUCAGCUCUGGCAGACGUCGACCGAGCCCGCAGCGACGGCUACCAAGAGGCCCUCGACGACCUCCUCACUUUCUUAGAUAAGGAAAACGUGGGAGUAGGGGAUGGAGAAGGCUGGCGGAUACGGCAGUGGGCAACAGAGCGGCUAGAUGGACCCCGACACGCAAACAGCGACGAGGAUGACGAGAACGAUAUGGACGAUAAGCGCGCCCGUAGUUCCUCGCCCAUCAUGGAACGCAACAUCAGCCCCGAAGCAACCCGCACCCCUGAUCUCCACGCCGACGCCGCGCAGCGGUCUGACUCUGCUCCGCCCGUGCAGUUGGAGGCGUCCGUCACCGAGCCAGAGAUGUCGCCGCUGCACCAGGUCUUCCAGUUCUCUGCCCCGCAACCGUAUCCUUCGAGCAUCAAUACCGAGAAUGCGUUUGGCGACUUUUCUGCUGCUGCGAGGAGAGCACUCCCCACGUCGAGGCGCGAACGACAUUCGAACCGAUCUUCGUCACGGAACCUGCAACGGACUGCUACACAGAACCUCUUCCAGCUGGGUCAAGGCGCGGGUCAGAAGCGGCGAAUGAUGGACUCGUUCCACCCCGAUGGGUCCAACGACCGACGAGAUGGCCCUGGAGGUGGUCCUAAGCGGGGGCGCAUGACAUGAGGACAAUCACCAACAGGCGGACGGGUGUUGACAACCCGAAUACCUCCUGAGUCAGGCACGAUGAGUUGAGAGCACGACAGAAGACAGGAGGACAGCAUAGCGAUGUGCUCAAUGGUUACGGGCAUGAGCACAUACAAUAGGCGCAUUGGUUGGCGGAUUUCAUUAUGCAUCGGGUGGAGUUGCUGAUCUGGCAUUGUGCGGAGUUUACUAUAUAUAUACCAUGGGAACAUCCCUGUUAGUGUCGAUUUCGGAGCAGCAGAGAUACCAUACAGUUUUUACUUGCGUUUGGGGGCUGGGUCAAUCCUGGGCCAUGAAGAAAGAGGUGAAGAAAGAGGUGAAGAAAGACAUGAAGUCAG